ACUUCAAUAGUGUUUACAAAACAUAACCUAUUCACGUGUACUCAGUCAGGUCACUGAAAGCGAAAAAAAAAAAAAGAAAUCGUUUUAAUUUAAUAAAAUCGAGUGAAAAUGUCGUCGUGGAAAAAAGCAGCCAAAUCAAAUCAAAAAACGCAUCGAGAACGUCAUCAGCCAGCAGCUCGAAAGCAUCUUGGCAUUCUUGAAAAGAAAAAAGAUUACCAAUUACGUGCCAAAGACAAAAAUGAAAAGAAAGACACAUUGAAAUUACUUAGCAAACGGGCUUUAAAUCGAAAUCCAGAUGAAUUCUAUCAUCAUAUGAUCAAUUCGCAAAUGAUUGAUGGUGAGCAUCAUGAGAAUGAAGAGGAAGAUGAACAUACACCGGACCAAAUUCAACUGAUGCAAACACAAGACAUCAAAUACAUAACGAUGAAAAAGACCAUCGAAGCGAAUAAAAUACGUCGAAUGCAAUCGGAAUUGCAUAUGAUUGAUGAAGCAAAUAACGUAAAAAAUACGCAUACAUUUUUCACAGACUCUGGUGAUGAAGACACGGAAAUUGACUUGGCAAAGCGGCUCAAUACACAUCCGUCAAUGUUAGCGCGACGCACAAAUCGACCGCGUCUAGAAGAUCUUAAUAAAUUAGUCAUCAGCGAUGAAGAUAUAGAGGCAACGCGUAAACUCUUCAAAAAGCGUGAUGAGGCAUACAAUGAGCUAAAAAAUCGUAUUGAACGUGAAAAAAUGCUGACAGUGGUUCAACAAAAAAUGGAAUUAAAGAAAGUACUUCAACAGAAACGUUUACUCAAACCGAAACGUAUUGCAGCUGCAACGAAAGACUCUGCGCCUAUCUACUCAUUCAAAUAUGAAAGAAAAAAAUGAUUUUGUUACGAGAUUUUUGUUUAUAAACGUAAAA
Messenger RNA from Contarinia nasturtii (swede midge), 904 nucleotides. Its product is annotated as probable U3 small nucleolar RNA-associated protein 11. The record is from RefSeq and is a predicted model, not a curated record. Gene Ontology annotation, cellular component: small-subunit processome; nucleolus. Gene Ontology annotation, biological process: rRNA processing. The coding region runs from base 109 to 870 and encodes 253 amino acids. Lineage: Eukaryota; Metazoa; Arthropoda; Insecta; Diptera; Cecidomyiidae. The transcript is spliced from 3 exons.